Messenger RNA from Betta splendens (Siamese fighting fish), 2327 nucleotides. RefSeq names its product ELL associated factor 2 (gene eaf2). Gene Ontology annotation, molecular function: transcription elongation factor activity. NCBI's taxonomy places the organism in Eukaryota, Metazoa, Chordata, Actinopteri, Anabantiformes, Osphronemidae. The coding region runs from base 111 to 905 and encodes 264 amino acids. The transcript has 6 exons. Gene Ontology annotation, biological process: regulation of transcription elongation by RNA polymerase II; positive regulation of DNA-templated transcription. Gene Ontology annotation, cellular component: super elongation complex. The record is from RefSeq and is a predicted model, not a curated record.
CAAAGGGGAGGCGGUGCUAACGGUAUCAAUGAGGCGGUCUGGGCUCUACCGUACAUGGUUAACGGGUAAAAAAGAACAGAGGAAAGUUUAAAGCUCAUGAAACUCUCAGGAUGAAUGGAACAGCGUACUCCAACUUUGACAACCAAGAACAUGUCUUGAAAUUGGGAGAGACGUUUGAGAAACACCCCAAAGGCGCUUAUCAUACAGUGCGAUAUGACUUCAAACCAGCCUCAAUCGACACAACAUGUGAAGGGGAGCUUGAAGUGGGCAAAGGAGAGCAGGUUACUAUUACUCUACCCAACCUGGAGGGUUCAAGCGCUCCAGUAACUGUCUUCAAGGGCUCCAAGAGGCCGUACAUGAAGGAGUGCAUUCUCAUUGUGAACCAUGACACAGGAGAAUACAGACUGGAGAAGCUAAACAGCAACAUAGCUGUAAAGAAGACCAGGGCCGAGGGCAGCAGUAAGAUCCAUUCUCGCAUGGAGCAGCAGACCAGUCGUCUGAGCCAACAGAUGAGGAGUAGCAACAACAGCAGUGGCAGCAACAGUAACAAAAACUCAGCCAAUAUCAAGAGUUCUCCUCCUAAAGAGAAGACUUCCCCAGCGUCUCCCAUGGAUGACAUUGAAAGAGAGUUGAUGGCAGAGGCGCAGGUCAUGGACCAGCUGAGCAGCAGUGACAGCUCCUCAGGCUCCAACAGCUCCUCAUCCUCCAGUGACGACGGCUCCAGCAGCAGCGACUCGGAGGACGAACAGACCUCUGUGCCGUCCACAGCCCCGGCCAACCACAGCAUGCCCAUCAUCAACACCAGCAGCAGCAGCAGCGGCCAGCAGGAGAGUGGACGGGGACUCAUGAACACACUCAAAAACGACCUCCAGCUGAGUGAGUCCGGUAGUGAAAGUGAUGACUGAACAUGAACAACCUCCUUCAGCGUGAAACUGGUCUCUCCAUAUCCAAAUAUCUGCUAGCAAAUGACAAAUUCAUAUCUCAAUUAUUGCCUGACAACUUUUUUUUUUAGUAGUUGCCUAAGUUCAGUCAUGUGAUGUGGUUGGUGUAACCAGAGCAGUAGAGUACGACACAUGAUCUGUGAUGCACAUGGUGGAUUCACAUGUGGUUAGAAUGACCAAGCUUGUGGCGGGCAGAAUGUCUGUCCAUCGAUCAGCUGACUUAACUACUGGUGUCUCAGUGUUCUGCAUUGAGCAUAUCACAGAUUUCAGUGUGUCAGUUAAUAGCUUAUUAGUUCUUAAGACUCGUCUACACUGAAUUUUGUUUGGAAACCUUAAUCUGUGUCAACAGAAUUUUUAUUUAUUCUUUUUGGCCUGAGCCGGACUGACGAGUCUUCUGUUUUGCUUUGAUUUUUCAUUAAACUGCAUCAAAAGGAUAAUUAUUAAUUUGGCUGCAGUAGAACAUACUGGCAACACACGAUGAUAUGUUCCUACCUCAGGAAUGUGUUAUUGUGGUUGUUUCUUCACAUCCAGGGAUCAGCUUCUUUCACUUCUUCAUUGCAAACUGAAAAAUGCUAAUCCAAGACAGCAUGGUCUUGAUGUUACUGUAAACAUUAUUUAACACUUGACCAGAUAGAGGCUUUAGGUAGGUUUGUGUCUGAAGUUUGACAGUGAGCAGGUGGCAUCCAACAGGUUUAUCUAAGGUUUUCAGUAGAAAAGCUGCGACCUGCAGCCACUGGACACUGGUCAGAGAACUGGAAGAUACUAAAAUGCUCAGUGGAGCUUCAUGGGGAAGGCGAGUGAUAAUCAUGUGGGGUUUUACCUUUUGCUUUGCACAUGAACCCUUUAGUCUUUUGUUUAAAUGAAUCUGGUUACAGCUGCUUGUUUGUUCAACCCUGUUUAUUGCGAUGUUUCAUUAGAUGAGUGGAUCAGAUUUAGUGCUCAGUUGAAUCAGAUGUGGACGUGCUUUGAACCUGCAAUACUUGAAUCUUUAUUAUUUAUAUUUCAAAAUAUACUCGACCAACAGUGAAUUGCUGAUAGAUAUUUAUAUAUAUUUUAUUGGCCAAGUAAUUGGAAGUGAACGUCACUAUAAACAAAGACUGCUUUGGCUUUGGUCUUAUCAGACAGCGCUGUGCCUUUGUGAUCUGCCUCACCCGGCCUAACGUGAGCCCGUGUGCCCAGUGAGCUGUCUCUACAGGAAGCUGUCCCUACACUGCAGCAUGUCCCUGACGGCCCAGACGCCUCGCUCACAUGCAACUGAACAUGCCUGUGAGAAGUUGAUGCUACAGUAUGUUUAGCCUUACACACAACGGUGGCCUCUGAGUAACAUUUGUAAACUAAUUGAGAACAAUUUCUUUAUAGAAAAUAAAGUUCUAAUUGUUCCUUGUG